AUGUGCGACCAGUUGAAUAAUCCGGGACUGAAAGAUCACCCUCAGUCGUAUUUCGGCAAUGCGAUUAACCCCGACGAUUUGAACAAAUUACGAAGUAAGUUUCUUCAUGUUUGGGGUAAAAUUGGUAAACGUUUAUGUGAACAAUAUGAUAUGAAAUUUGUUACAAAUAACACACCUCAAGCCGCUCCAGCUGCUUUUCAUUAUAUAUUAUUACUUGAUGCAUCAGGAUCAAUGGCGGGAAAUCCUUGGAAUGCUUUGAUGCAAGCUGUGAAAGAAUUUAUCAGAAUUCGAAUCGACUGUGGUGCAGCAGAUCGGAUAACGAUUAUCGUUUUUGCUAGUGCUGCAAACUACGCUAUGUUUAAUGUUGAAUCAAAAGCAGUUGACAGUGGCAAAAUACAAUUUACAAGUGGUGGUACAGAUUUUACCAAAGCAUUCGACUUAGUAGUUAAAACGAUAGAAAAUGUUCCACUUCCAACUUCCACUGCUAAUGCAGCUCAAAAUUUAUCUUUCAUCAUUAUAUUCAUGACCGAUGGGCAAGCUAGUUAUCCCGAAAACGAACUCAACAAACUAUUAACUCUGAGAACAAGAAUUAAUCAGUUCUGGACUGUCGCAUUCGGUGUUGCGCAAAUGGAUCUUUUGAAAAAAAUUAAUGACAAAAUGGGUGGCACAUUCAAAGAAUUAAAAACUUUAGAAGAACUCAUCAGUGUCUAUGCUGAAAUCGCUCGAAAUUGA
This is a messenger RNA of Adineta ricciae, 732 nucleotides long. The record is from the annotation of a GenBank genome assembly. Lineage: Eukaryota; Metazoa; Rotifera; Eurotatoria; Adinetida; Adinetidae.